Molecule: messenger RNA, 2007 nt
Organism: Ustilaginoidea virens
Lineage: Eukaryota; Fungi; Ascomycota; Sordariomycetes; Hypocreales; Clavicipitaceae
Exons: 2
Coding region: 1-2007 (668 amino acids)
Biological process (GO): proteolysis
Cellular component (GO): fungal-type vacuole
Molecular function (GO): serine-type carboxypeptidase activity
Source: RefSeq, a predicted model, not a curated record
AUGCAUGUGCGUCUUGCCGCUCUGCUGGUGGCAUUAGGCUCCCAAUGCCUGGGUCAAUUUCCAGACUCCAACCUCGCGGCCCUGAACCUGACAGUGGUGCGCUCGCCAGCUGACGGCAAUGUCACCAUCUCCUACAAGGAGCCUCAAGGCGUCUGCAAAACCGCCUUCAACCAACAGAAGCAGUACACAGGCUGGGUCCACCUUCCUACGCCCUUCCCGUCCAAUCUCUUUUUCUGGUUCGUCGAAGCGCGCCAAAAAACCGACAGUCUCACCAUUUGGCUGAACGGAGGGCCUGGUUCAAGCUCCCUGCUUGGCUUCUUUGCUGGGAAUGGGCCAUGUCAAGUCAUUGAGAAAGGCCUCAACAGCUAUGAGACCAUGGCUCGGGAAUGGGGGUGGGAUCGGGCAUCCAACAUGCUGUUUAUAGAUCAGCCCAACCACGUUGGCUUCUCGUACGACAAGCCUACCAACGGGACCCUGCAUAUGCUAAAGGGAAAUGUACGACAGCCGCCCACUCCGCAACGAGAUUCUGCUUCUCCUUGGGUAUACCUGAACGGAACUUUUAGCUCCGGCAACGCAAACACCACCGCCAACACGACACAAACCGCAGCUCUUGCUGUGUGGCACGUCAUUCAAGGCUUUCUCACCACCUUUCCCCAAUACCAAAACGCUUCCAACACCUCGAUACCCGUCAGCAUCUUCUCCGAAAGCUAUGGCGGAAGAUACGGUCCCCUCUUUGCCGAGACCUGGGAGGAGCAGAAUCACAAACGACUUUCGGGGGAGCUAAACGCCAACGCCACCGUGGCUGUUCAACUCAGCUCGCUGGGAAUCGUCAAUGGCUGUGUCGACCAGGAGAUUCAGGUUCCCUACUACCCCGUCUUCGCCAGCACCAAUACCUACGGUUAUGCUGCCCUCGCUGAUGGGGCAGCCAAGUUCUAUUCGGCCAAAUUCAGUGCGCCUGAUGGCUGUCAGCAGAAACUCCGACAAUGCUUCGGCGCCGCGUUAGCUCAGGAUGCCAUGGGCCGUGGAAACAAUCCCCAGGUGAACACGCUGUGCGCGGCCGCCAACAAUGCCUGUCUGGUUAUCCAAGAGCCGUAUUACAGCAGCGGCCGUAGCCCUUAUGACCUGGCUGCCGCUUACUACGACCCCAACCCAGCUUUGCAAUUCCUGGACUACCUGAAUCAAGGCCACAUUCUCCAGGCCAUAGGGUCGCCCGUCAACUACACCAUGGCUAGUAACGCCGUGCUCGAGGCCUUCCAGGGUACAGGCGACCAAUCCAGGGGUGGCAAUAUCAAGCGACUGGCCGACCUCCUCGACAGGGGGAUCCGUAUCGGUCUCAUCUAUGGCGACAGAGACUACAUCUGCAACUGGUACGGCGGCGAGGCCGUUGCUCUCGCCAUCGCGAACCAGAGCCGCGCCAACUAUGCUUCCCGAUUUCCCGCAGCUGGAUAUGCCCCAAUUAUCGUCAACGACUCGUACAUCGGUGGCGUUGUUCGUCAGUACGGCAAUUUAUCCUUUAGCCGUGUAUACCAAGCCGGCCAUUCUGUAGCCUGGUACCAACCUGAGACUGCAUUCCAGGUAUUCGCGCGCAUCAUGAUGGGCACGUCUGUCUCCACCGGCGAAAUCAUCAAUCUGGCAGCUUACAACACGUCUGGGUUGUCGGUGGCUUCACACGUGGACACGCUUCCUGCAACGCCUGCCUCGACGUGCUACAUCCAUGCCUUCCCGAAUACGUGCGACAACGACGCACAGAGUCUCGUUUCCAUGGGUGCUGGUGUCGUCAUCAAUGGCAUUCUGUACAGCAAGUCUGCAGAUUGGCCGCUGGCCACGACGCAGCCGACUUCAUCGACAGUUGUUGGCAAGUCCACGAGCAAACCAGAGACCCUCACGGGUGUCUUUACAGCUACAGAGACGCCGGGUAGUAGGGCGAGCGCUUUGUGCUUUGGAUCUGUCAGUUGGGUCAUGGCUGUUGCCUUGGCAUCUGUACCUACAGCGGUAGGUUUGUUUUAG